Aphanomyces invadans is the source of this 2113-nucleotide messenger RNA. RefSeq lists its product as hypothetical. The record is from RefSeq and is a predicted model, not a curated record. The transcript has 11 exons. Bases 27 to 2078 code for a protein of 683 amino acids. Gene Ontology annotation, molecular function: protein binding. NCBI's taxonomy places the organism in Eukaryota, Oomycota, Saprolegniomycetes, Saprolegniales, Verrucalvaceae.
UGGUUGGGGAAGGAAGAAGCGCGAGCAUGAGUCAGCGCGACGACGACCGGCAUGGAGGGUUCACGCCUGGAGGCCCACCUGCGCUCAACAGUCAGCCAGCCAAACGUGUUAACGCUGCGAAUCCAUUUGCAUCCGGACCUGUCGCGACGGUGAAUCAAGUUCGACCUGGGGCUGUAUUCGGCGUACCCCCAGGCACAGUUCCAUUCCGACCAUCAGCGUCAAGUCAGUUGAACACGCCACUCGGCCACAAGCAGUUGCCGGAUCCUCCGCCGAUGGCCGACACAACUGGGGUUGCGAACCCACCAAAACCUGCCCAAUUUCACACACACGAAUUCGAUACCGAUUCACUUGUCCAUGCAUUUCAGACGACGAACCUCAACUCGACACCAUUUGGCGGUCCGACCGAGCUUCCUGCAGGACUGUCCAUUCAGCAUGACGAUCCCUUCCAGCGUGUUCCAUCGAUCACAUCGUCGUUUCCCAUAUCUUCCAACAUAUUUCAAGCCCCACCUCCACCCAGCGCCGCUGCUGUGCCGCGCGACCUGUUUACGUCAAACUUCAACUCAGGCGAUUCCGUGGGAAGCGAUGCAUUUCCCACCAACGACCCCAACACAUUUGCACGUGCCCCACCGCUGCCGCCAGCGCGACGAGACAGCUUCAACAGCCCCUUUGAGACCGCGCCAUCCAACGUGCACGACCCUUUCCGACAAUUGCAGUACCAGAACCAACCGCCCGCGACCCCGCCGCCGCCCGCCGCGCCCUUUCUCAACUACAACUCGAGUCCGCAUCCCCACAUUCCAUCUACGUCGCCGAACACGCUGUUCAAUCAACCUCCACCGUCAGCAUCACCAAAGCCAUUCGCGACGCAACCACAGCGGCCACCUCCUUCGCCGCAAAGCCAACUCUCGCGGGACAUCACGAUGGCUCCUCGAACUGUGGACGAUUUGUUCGAGGAAUUCAUGAGCCAUGUCGCCCCCGACAAGCUCCCGUCCCCCGUCACAAACGUGUACGACCUUCCGCCUACGCUGGACACACUGGUGGGCUUGUAUCGGGAGCAACAGUGGCAACAACUUGAAGCGAAAGCAUGGAGCAUGCUGAGCUCACCCGACCCUGAAUUCAACCUGCACGUGCAUACGUGGGCCAUGGUGGCUCUCAUGAAGCUUGGCAAAAUCGACGACCUCGAGCAGCAAGUGAUUGUACUUGGCGAUCUGGACCACCACCAGUACCAGUACGAGUCGUACCCAGAGCAAUACGGCGGCAAGCGCGGAUCGUUUGUGCCGUUGCGUCUGCGGUACAUGGCGGUGCAGUUGCCGCGCUUGAAAAAUAACGUGUCCAUGUACGAGACGAUGGCGAGCCAGCUGCUUGUGGAUUUGCAGCAAAACGCAUUUGACCUGACGCCUGAAAACGCGACCGAGUGGCAGCACAUUGUGUCGACAAACUUGAUCCAUUCGUUCCUCGAUCGAAAAAAGUUUGACGCCGCCCUGCGCCUCGCCACGGCCCUGUACAGCGCCCAGCACCUUGGCGCCGACGCUAGGCAGCGCGUGAUCUUGGCUUCACGUCUCGGGCGCAUUUACUUGCAACUGGGCGACUUGACGCGGGCGGAAGAAUUGUUUGCGGAUGCGGCUGCUUUCAACUUGCAGAUCGAUUCCCCUCGACACGAUUGCUCGGCGCGGCUGCUCUUAAACCAGGGGCUCCUCCACUUUGCUCACAAUCGCUUUAAAGAAGCCCUCGACGCGUUCAAUACCAUCUUGGGCGUGUACAGUGGCGAUGACGCAGUCGACCAUGACAGCACCGAACCGUUCGCUUCGUGGGAUGAUGGAGACGUCGUGUCGAGCGCCGCCAACAAUAUGAGCAUCUGUGCGCUGUACUCGUGCGAAGUCCAGACGGCGGUGACAGUCCUCGAGACAGUGCUGCAAAGCGAUCCGCGGCGGCACUUGCACAGCGCCAUCGUGUUCAACUUGAGCACACUCUACGACCUCGUGUGCGACAGCGCCAACAGCACGAACCGCAAGGGAAUGAUCAAGCGCCUCGCCGACACAUAUAACGUCGAGCACAUUGACACGGCAUGCUUUCGCAUAUAAAUCAAUCUUAAUGCACAAGUUUCUGUCGCUUCGGA